AUGGCGAAACCUAUGAGCCUCCUGGCCGCCGCCGGCGCUGGCGCCUACCUCUGCAGCGAAGCCUUUGUGCCCGGUACUGGUGUGGCACGUGCUCAGGCACCCACCUCGCAGCUUCGCACUGCCCACAGCAGCCUCUCCUCCAGCGCGGUGUUGGGUGUGGCGGCCGCUGGGGCAUUGGCCGCCGCGGGCGGCGUGGCUGUCGUACCCCGUACCCGGAAAGCGGCUGUGGUGUGCAAGUCCUUCGAGAAUGAGUUGGGUGCGACGCUGCCCUUCAAGUACUUCGACCCUUUGGGCAUGGCCAAGGACGGCGACCAGGAGACGUUCCGCCGUCGUCGGAUCGCUGAGAUCAAGAAUGGCCGAGUUGCCAUGUGGGCCUGCAUGGGCUACAUUGUUCCGGAGUACUUCCGCUGGCCGGGCUAUUGCUCCCCCUCCGCAGAUCUGAAGUUUGCCGACAUCCCCAACGGCAUCCAAGCCUUGUACAAGAUGCCAGCCGAGGCCUGGGCCCAGAUCGCCGUCUUCAUUGGCUUCUUGGAGCUCUUUCCUUGCAGGCAGGAGAAGGACCGCAUCCCAGGGGAUGCCCCGGGCUUCGGCAAGCUGGGCUUGCCCUUCGCGACCAAGGCCGACCCUGAGGCGAAUCGCCGCUCCUUGGAGGCCGAGAUCAACAACGGGCGCCUGGCUAUGGUGGCCAUCACGGGGAUGAUCUCUCAGAACGCCUUCUUCGGCACCACUGGCGCGGACAUGUGGCUCCCCGGGGCCUCCGCCUUCGAAGGUGAGCUGGGCGUCCAGGCGCCGGUGGGCUACUGGGACCCUUUGGGCCUCUCCGCGGACGGCGACGUCGAGGCCUUCAAGCGCCGCCGAGCGGUCGAGCUGAAGCAUGGACGCAUCUGCAUGUUGGCCUGCGUGGGUUACAUCGUGCCGGAGUACUUCCGCUGGCCUGGCUACCUGUCUCCGGAGAAGGGCAUCAAGUUCGCCGACAUGCCCCACGGCAUCGCCGCGGUCUCCAAGGUGCCCUUGGAGGGCUGGGUUCAGAUUGCGCUCUUCAUUGGCCACAUGGAGGGCUACUUCUGGCGCCAGGACCCUAAGCGCGCCCCAGGCGACUAUGAAGGCUACGGCUUCUUGGGCACGGGCAAGAACUUCAUCUUCAACUUCGAGCCCAUUGAGUUCAAGGAUGCUGAGGUGAAGAAGACCAAGCUCCGCGCAGAGAUUGCGAACGGCCGACUGGCCAUGGUGGCUUUGAUGGCGAUGCUCUUUCAGAAUGGCACUGUGGGCACCACCGGCCCGGCCAUGUGGCUGCCAGCAGCCUAA
Durusdinium trenchii is the source of this 1305-nucleotide messenger RNA. The record is from the annotation of a GenBank genome assembly. NCBI's taxonomy places the organism in Eukaryota, Dinophyceae, Suessiales, Symbiodiniaceae.